This is a messenger RNA of Strongylus vulgaris, 813 nucleotides long. The record is from the annotation of a GenBank genome assembly. Lineage: Eukaryota; Metazoa; Nematoda; Chromadorea; Rhabditida; Strongylidae.
AUGUCGAUCUUCUAUUCACGAGAAGCAAGUGAAACUCCGUUUCGCUUUCGUUACCAGUGGGUCUCGUCGGCUCUAAGAUCGUAUGAUGACGAAGACAAUGUGGAUGUAUCACCGUCAGUUGCAACGACGGUGAAGCGGUUACCAUCAACCCCACCCCCAAUUUCGUGGACGACGUCAACAACUCAACAACCUGAUGCUCCAAGAAAAAGUCUUUCAGCAAAAUAUAUCGAAGAGAAAUCAAAGAUUUCAAGCCCUGCAAGAGAAGAAAAGCCGUACGAGAAUCCUUUUAUCAUGGAUCACAGUCAGAGUACUGAUCAAAUCGUGGCAACUCAACAUAGUUCUGAAGACGGACACAUUCAGACAAAAACGCUUUACCCAGAUUUCUCAAAAUCUUCUGAACUUGCUGGCGAACGCAUGGCUCGCCCUUUAACUCUCAAGAACAUGGAAACAUCUUCUUCUGAAAGCGAGGAUGAAGAACAUCAACCCGUUGAUCUUAGCCCAUUACCACCAGAUCUUGAUACAGUUAUAAUCGCUGGUGACGGUAAUCCUGUUCGCCACUCCUUAUUGAGCUUAGUGAUGGAAGAAGAUAUUCCCGCUUUGAUGGAGGCCAUGAGUGAAAGGUUUACUUGCGAGUUCGAGGAUCUAGAUGAAUCUCGUCCGUCCACCUCAUCAAUAUUGCACCCACCAGAAACUAGAAAGGAACCUGCAGAAGUCGGUCUGACCCAUGAUGAGGACGAUUUCCACGUUGAUGGGGUCACUUCUCGUUUUGACUAUCCGCCAGCCCACAAUGACAGUAACACCAUGUGCGUAUAA